AUUUAGGAAUUCGAGAUUAUAUCAGUUAUUUGCGUAAUAACUGUCUUUAUAUAAGGAGAUAUAUUGUAUUCGUAGUAUUCUAUUUAGUCAAAUUGCGAACAAUGAAGCAAGUUAUUUUUGUAGUGGGUGCUAUUUUGGCUAGUUCAAAAGCUUUAUUUAUCACACCUCGCGAUUUGAUAGACGACGCUACGAAACAACUUGAAGAACUAAAAAGUAUUGUACAAGGACAAAUUCUUGUGGCUCACAGUGAUCUCCAACAAGUUCAACAAGACUUUCAAACCUAUGGAGCCAACUCGGCCGAAUCUGCUGCGGUGAACAUACAACAAGAGAAAGAUACGAUUGACUCGCAGUUGCAGACAAUCAAGGAUUUGGCCCAUUCCGCUGGUAAAGACGUUUCUGCAUGUACCGACAUCCGGGAAACAGUCCUCGACAGACUUCCUCGCAGUUAUGUAGAUGAAAUGAACCGCCACAUCGCUGGUUUAAUAUCAGAAGUUGGUACUAUUUUGAGUGAUGCUCGAUAUAUUGUUGAUAUUUCCAUCAAUAAGGUUCACAGUCUUGAACACCAACUUGAAAAAUGCAAAGGGGAUAUUUUGUGUAUUUCGCCGUUGAUUACUGAAAUCCAGAUGAAUAAAAUUCGACUUCCACAAAAUAUUAAAACAGAAGUUCAAGCUGCCGAAAGUUUGGCUGAUACAUUGAAGGUUUCUGUUAACGACGCUUCUGAGCAAAAUGUAGCUCAGUACACAAGUGAGGCCUCUUCGAUUCUUGGGGAUAUAACGGCUUGUGUUAAUAGAAUAAUUGGUUAAUAAAUUAAGUAAUUUUUGAAAAGUAUAAUUAUGAAGUAUAAUAAUUAGAAAAUAAAAAAACCGUGUUCAUUUUUACUAGA
Messenger RNA from Tribolium madens (black flour beetle), 883 nucleotides. RefSeq lists its product as uncharacterized. NCBI's taxonomy places the organism in Eukaryota, Metazoa, Arthropoda, Insecta, Coleoptera, Tenebrionidae. The coding region runs from base 102 to 803 and encodes 233 amino acids. The transcript has 2 exons. The record is from RefSeq and is a predicted model, not a curated record.